AUGGGUCCACUGACAGCCAUCGGGCUGAUGGCAAACAUUUUGGCCUUUGGCGAUUUUGGCCUUAAAGCACUUAACGAAGCCAGAAUAGUCUACAAAUCCUCAUCAGGUUUCACUGUAGAAGCUGCCAACCUGCAGAGAUUUGGUGAGCAAAUGCGUCGUUUCGCGAACAAUCUCCAGACCCCGGAUCCCAUGGAACUCAAUUACGGCGAGAAGGUCCUCUGCGCAUUAGCAAAAGACUGCUGCAAAGUUUUAGAAGAGGGAAUCAAGGAAGAUGAGCCUCGGUCCCUACCCUUAGGCGAGAACCGGAAUACUGGGCAUGAAGCGGUCAACGACGGAAUCGGUGUGGCACUUGAGCAUCUGGGAAAGCGAGCCAUCCUGCCGAAACUAUUCGCGCAUGUUUUCAUCGUUCGUUUCGCUGCCACGCUGGUCUCAGUAUGGCUUCUGAGCCAGCUCUUUGAACUCGCUUUGAGACAGAUUCAUGCUUGA
This is a messenger RNA of Colletotrichum costaricense, 486 nucleotides long. RefSeq lists its product as uncharacterized. NCBI's taxonomy places the organism in Eukaryota, Fungi, Ascomycota, Sordariomycetes, Glomerellales, Glomerellaceae. The record is from RefSeq and is a predicted model, not a curated record. Bases 1 to 486 code for a protein of 161 amino acids. The transcript has 3 exons.